Messenger RNA from Rubroshorea leprosula, 900 nucleotides. The record is from the annotation of a GenBank genome assembly. NCBI's taxonomy places the organism in Eukaryota, Viridiplantae, Streptophyta, Magnoliopsida, Malvales, Dipterocarpaceae.
AAAUAAAUUUUAGUAUGCGAGUGUGGAAGGCACCAGUAAAAUGAAGGGGCUGAAGGGGUUGAGCUCAGCCUUGCUACUAUAUACAGGUUUUCAACCCAAUGGUCAAGCUCCAAUCUCUUCCACAGACAAGGCAUUAAAACCACUGGGUAGAGCUGAUGGUGAAGUUAUUCAAGGAAUAUUCUCACCUCCACGGCGUUUAAGGACUGAUGAAAUUCCUAAAAUUAUCAAUGAUUUUAGGCUUGCUGCGAGGAAUGCCAUUGAAGCUGGUUUUGACGGAGUUGAGAUUCAUGCAGCUCAUGGCUACCUAAUUGACCAGUUUUUGAAAGAUCAGGUAAAUGAUCGAACAGACCAAUACGGUGGAUCUCUAGAGAACCGCUGCAGAUUUGCCUUGGAAAUAAUCUUGUGGCUUAUGGUCGUAUAUUCUUGGCCAAUCCAGAUUUGCCUAGGAGAUUUGAACUCAAUGCUCCUCUCAAUAAGUACAACAGAGAGACUUUCUAUACACUGGAUCCUGUUGUUGGUUACACCGAUUACCCAUUUUUGGAGCCCAUUGCUUGAGUUUUCUAGAUGCAGCUAGCCAUCUGCAAAUUGUUGUUUGGUUUCUUGAUAUCGUAUGAUAUAUUCUUGCUGUAUGAUUAUAUAUGGAAGAAUAUAACAUUCCAAUAAUAAAAUACCAUCAUGUUAUUUUUACAAUUUUCUUGAAAAUCUUCAUUUGGUUGAUUAUGGAGCUUGUUCACGUGCUGACAGAAUGACUUUUGUGUUCACAAUUCUACCAUUUGGGGAAAGGGCUACAUCUCUUUGAAGAAGCUCCAUCUUUGGUUCAAGUGCCACCACGUGAAAGAGAUGACUGGAGUUUACUGGCCCUGUGCUUUGUUUUUUUUUUGAUAAAAUUACAGGCCCUGU